AUGUCCUUAGCGCCCGUGGACGACGAGCAGCACGCUCGGCUCUGCGGCCGCGCGCGCGCCAAAGAGAUCUUCCAGCCGAUGCGCUGGAAGCGCAUCGGCUCGCUGCCCGACGAGGCCGCCAAGCUCUACGAGAGCGCGCGGCGCAGCAGCAGCCAGCGCAGCUACAGCCUCCGCGCCGUGCGGCCGUUGCAGGCCUCGCUGGCCGAGGUGGAGGCCGUGCUCACGGGCCAGACGGCGCUGCUCGGGCGGGAUGACACGCCGUCGCUGCUCGCGCGCCUGCUGCCGGCCACGUACGUGUCGGGCGGGCGCAUCACGCGCUACCCGACGCUCGAGCACUCGACCAGCGAGCGCGAGAACGUAGCGCUGCAGUACGCGCGCCUCAAGCCGUACUCGGCCCAGCACCAGCAGGAGACCAAGCACGCCGUGCUGCUCGAGAGCGUGGACAACUACGUGCUGCUGGGCUACACGCUGUCCACCAAGCUGCAGCGCUCGGACACGAGCAAGAGGAAGCCGUCCGGGCUCGAGCCGCCCGUCUCCGUGCCGUCGCUGCUGCAUCUGUACCGCCCCGUGAGCGCGCCCGCGUUCGCCGAGAGGAGACACGACUUCCGAGCCGAGAGACUCGCGACCAACGAGUUCAGCAUCACGUACAUCAUCCAGGAGCUGCCCCCCAGCGAGGACCAAGACGAACAAGAGCAGCAGCAGCAGAAGGAGAGCAGCGUCACACUCGAGGUGGUGCUCACCUGCUCACUGGACUCCCGACAGGCGGAGGCGGCGGCGGACGACGAGGCCAAGGAGAUGCUGCACCAGCAGAAGCUGCGGCUUCGACACGACGCGCUGUGUCUGACAAGGCUGCAGCCGUUUAUCGACGCCUACCGACAGGAGAAGGUCAAGGGCAACGCGACGGUCUCGCAGCCGCGCGAGCCGCAGCACGACCCGAAGGACUGCGACCCCAACAUGCUGCGCGGCAGCAUGUUCUUGGGCGGCCGCACGUGUGGCGUCUGCCACCGGAAGUUUGGCCCGUUCCGAUGGAAGCGCCACUGCGAGUCGUGCGAGAAGAUUGUGUGCAACCAGUGCCUGUCGGUGCUGGCGGCGGCGCCGUCGCUCUCGCGCCGCAAGAAGCGCGUGUGCUCGCAGUGUCUGUAUGGAGAGACGGCGAACGUGGCGGCGAUGCACAAGGCGGCGGCAGACGCUGCGCACGAGGACGGAGCUGGAGCGCCGAAGGCGCCUGAGACCACGACCAUGAACGUGUUCCAGUUCCCGAGCUUGGAGUCGUUGGUGACCAAGCACAAGGCCAGCAGACCGGCGGCUCCUGUCACUUCCCAAAGCAGCAGAGGAACCUCAUCAAGGUCUUCAGGCCGGGUACAGAUCGACCUGGGCUUGGACCCUGCGUUGGCCACGUCGUCAAGGUCUUCCACUGACCGGAGACGUGCGCGCUCUCGGCAGUCACAGCUCUCGCAGGGGUCUGCCGUAAGCACAUCCUCCAACACGAGCGCCACGAGCAGCUUCGUCACUGCAACUCCUGAUAAUCGACGCGCGACGCUUGCCGACCGCACUGACCUUGACGACAGUGAAUCGGCCAUGACCAAGUCCAUGCGCACUCGACGUGCCAAGACCGUAUUGAUAGAUGAACCGCAGGCCAAGUCCACGAGCCACAAGCCACUGAACUUCAUCACGCCUCUGUCGACUUCGGCGCCGACGCACUCGUUGUUUCCCACCGAGGAGAAGGAGGAAGAGCUGGAGCUGGAGCCUGUGCAACCGGUGGCUAAGCCUCGCGCAACCUCGUGCACGAACUCCAUGAUGCAGUUUGUGCAGCUGAAGACGCCUGAGCCAGACUACGAGCUGGAUUACAACUGGUACAACAUCUUUCCCAAGGCCCCAGUCGAUCGCACGACUGCGGAGAUGGCGCGCGCGAAAUACGUGGAAGUAUCGGGACUCAAGGUGGACGCUCGUUCUCUGGUGUUCAUGCGCCACGACACUGAGCUCGAGGAGAUCGCUCGACGUGUUCUGGAUGUCGCGUCGCAGUGGCAUGGCUGCAGUAUCAACAUUGUGGGCAGCUACGAAGUGUACUGCCUCGUGACCGCCUCCAACAAGCCCGAACUUGACCUGGACGAUGAGCUACUAGAGCUCGAGGCCUCCCCCGUGACGGUGGAUGAUGUUGUUCCUCGUGAAGAGAGUGUAAGUGCGUACGCAGUGCACCACCGCUCCCCGUUCUUCGUGGCCGAGAUGGAGCACGACCCGCGCUUCCGUGCGCACCCGCUACACACAGACCAGGGGGCUGUAUCGCUCCUAAGCUUCCCCAUUUAUUCGUCGGGUGCUGACGCCGCUGGAUCAAUGUCUACCGAUGGAGAGGCUUACUGCGUGGCUACGCUGGACUUGUGGAAGCGGGAUCACGUGCCUGCCAGCAGCCAUGUCUCUCACGAGUGGAUGUCGAGCAUUGGUGAGUUACUACGCAACAUCAGCGCACGUCUGGAGGCGCUGUCGAUGGAGUCGCACGCGUUCCUCAAGCCCCGUGCUCGCGCUGGACACUCGUUCGGCUCGUCCUGCGAUUCAAGGGGCAGCACUCGACGAGCGGACUCGAUCGUCGACCUGUAUGAUAUCGACAGUGAGGCGGUGGUAGACUCGCCUCCACUUUCUCAAGCAGAGACGAUGGAUCGGCUCACGAGUCUUUCAUACGCCAAGGUGCGCGGCCUGGGCUUGGGAGGUAUGAGCGGUCCCGGGUCGUCGACGUGGAAGUACGAUAGCGACAACGAGAGCACGACGUCCAGCCAGAGCGCGAGCAGUCAGAGCUCGCGCUUCUCCUCGCACCUCUACACAGCCGCAGAUAUGCACUCAACGAUCGAGUCACUGCUGCAGCAGGCUUCCAAGACUUCCAAGUACAUCAGUGAGACGGGAGUAUCCAUUUAG
Messenger RNA from Phytophthora sojae, 2904 nucleotides. RefSeq lists its product as hypothetical. Gene Ontology annotation, molecular function: metal ion binding. Lineage: Eukaryota; Oomycota; Peronosporomycetes; Peronosporales; Peronosporaceae. The transcript has a single exon. The coding region runs from base 1 to 2904 and encodes 967 amino acids. The record is from RefSeq and is a predicted model, not a curated record.